GUCCGCUAUAAGAGAACACCUUGUCGUCUUCCCCCGCGAGGCUCAUCAAUCCAGUUAUCCUAGAACUCGCCUGCGGAACCCAUAUCCCGUUCCGCGACCUAUCCGCAGAUCGUGCUGCAACAUGGCAACCCCGAGACAUGAGUUUUACGAGACCGACGAACGGCUGACCCUCUCUGUCUUCGACAAAGGCGCGGAUCCAGCGCAAGUUUCCGUCAAGUUCCAGCCGCGCAGCCUAACGUAUGAGCACGGCGACAAGAUACUUGCCCUCGAGCCGCUCAAGGGCCAGAUAGAUCCGGACAGAUGCGAGUACACGGUGGGCAAGUUCAAAGUCGAGAUCCGGCUCGCAAAGAGGGCGAGUGGCCGAUGGGGCACCCUCGUCGGUGAUAGUCCAGAUCCCCCUGCUACGCUCGCGCCCGUGCCCACUAGCAGCGCGCCCACAACCUCUCAGCCUCGCAAGAAGCAGAAGAAUUGGGAUGCGCUCACCAAGGAGAUCCUGUCCUCCGACAAGGCGGCUAACCCCGACGAGGACCCAAACGUCGGCGGAGAUGCCGCCGUGAACGACUUUUUCCAGAAGCUGUAUGCGGAUGCGGACGAGGAUACUCGUCGGGCGAUGCUCAAGAGUUACCAGGAGAGUGGCGGCACGACGCUCAGCACGAACUGGGACGAGGUCGGGAAGAGCAAGGUCGAGGUGAAGCCACCGGAGGGCAGCGAGUGGAAGAAGUGGGCGGUAUGACCCACAGCCCUCGCCUUGCAUCACGGCUCGGUUUCGUCAUCUCUGGGGAAAUUAUCUCGGUGGUUGGUCGUGCGUGGACUGUCAGUCGUCGUGCUCUAAUGCUCUCUGCUCUUAUGUAUUCGCAAGUUUGCUCAAUCAAAAAGCUGGUUUUUCGUCCGUU
This is a messenger RNA of Postia placenta MAD-698-R-SB12, 893 nucleotides long. RefSeq lists its product as hypothetical. Gene Ontology annotation, biological process: protein stabilization. NCBI's taxonomy places the organism in Eukaryota, Fungi, Basidiomycota, Agaricomycetes, Polyporales, Adustoporiaceae. The transcript has 4 exons. The coding region runs from base 122 to 733 and encodes 203 amino acids. Gene Ontology annotation, molecular function: protein-folding chaperone binding. The record is from RefSeq and is a predicted model, not a curated record.